Messenger RNA from Penicillium angulare, 1041 nucleotides. RefSeq lists its product as uncharacterized. The transcript has a single exon. NCBI's taxonomy places the organism in Eukaryota, Fungi, Ascomycota, Eurotiomycetes, Eurotiales, Aspergillaceae. The coding region runs from base 1 to 1041 and encodes 346 amino acids. The record is from RefSeq and is a predicted model, not a curated record.
AUGGUACUUGAUCCGCUUUCAGCCCUUGGGCUUGCGGGGAAUAUUUUGCAGUUCAUCGAUUUCGGUUCCAAGCUGCUUUCCAGCUCGCGCGAGAUUUACAAAUCUGCCAAAGGCCUUUCAGCUAACCACCAACACCUGGAGCAGAUCACUAUUAGCCUUAUUGAUUUGAACUCCAGGCUAUCUCAAGGCUCAGCUUCAGCAUCUCCCACGACAUAUGGACAGACGCUCAACAGACUUGCUCUCGCUUGCAAAGAUGACGGCAAUAAGCUCCUAUUGGCAAAAGAAAGGCUCAAAUUAGAACAGACAAACACCAAAUGUAAAAGUUUUCAACAAGCCUUAAAAUGUGUGUGGAAAGAGCGUGAUCUCAGGGACCUUGAAACUCGCUUAGAUGGGUAUCGAUCCGAGCUCAAAAUACAACUUUUGAAAGUGUUUGGUGAUCAGCAGUCUGACGUCCUGACCGUGCUUCGCGGUCUCGUGAAUGAAAAUGAAAGGAUGGAGAUCGAUCGGAAUCAGCAAAUUCAAACACUUGCGGGUAAAGUAGAUGCUUUAGGUCGUAUGCAAGCGAGAACAAUGGUGGAUGUAAACUUUACGGAGCUUGCCAAAACGUUGGCUCAAUUGCGAACCGAUGCCUCUAAUUUAUUGAAGGAGCAGACGAUCCUUGCAAGUUUGCGAUUUCAGCAGAUAGAUGCCCGCCAUGAAAGCAUCCCUGAAGCACAUACGAAAACCUUUAAUUGGAUAUUCCAGAGCGCAGAAGGCGCAGAUGAUUUGAGGCCUAAAGUCAAAUUCAUGGAAUGGCUGAGAAGAGAUCGCAUAGACCAAGGUCUUUACUGGGUUGGUGGCAAAGCCGGCUCGGGAAAAUCAACACUGAUGAAGUUCAUCUGCGACCAUCCCAUGACGAUGGAAAGAUUGAGAUGCUGGGCGGGAGGUGGACGUCUAGACACUGCAAACUUCUUCUUUUGGCGGUCGCUACGUUGCAAAAGUCUCAAGAGGGGCUUCUGCAGACAUUGCUGUAUGAGAUCUUGCGAAAAUGUCCACAUUUAA